Messenger RNA from Prunus armeniaca (apricot), 999 nucleotides. The record is from the annotation of a GenBank genome assembly. Lineage: Eukaryota; Viridiplantae; Streptophyta; Magnoliopsida; Rosales; Rosaceae.
AUGGCGAAAGACCCAGUUCGAGUUCUUGUCACUGGUGCUGCUGGGCAAAUAGGCUAUGCUAUUGUUCCAAUGAUUGCUAGGGGGGCCAUGCUUGGCCCUGACCAGCCUGUAAUUCUGCACAUGCUUGAUAUUGAACCUGCAGCUGAGUCCUUGAAUGGGGUGAAAAUGGAAUUGAUUGACGCUGCUUUUCCUCUUCUCAGAGGUGUUGUUGCUACAACGGAUGUCCAUGAAGCUUGUAAGGGUGUCAAUAUUGCUGUUAUGGUUGGUGGAUUCCCACGGAAGGAAGGUAUGGAAAGAAAGGAUGUGAUGUCGAAAAAUGUAUCGAUUUACAAGGCUCAAGCUUCAGCAUUAGAAAAGAAUGCUGCUGCAGAUGUCAAGGUGCUGGUGGUUGCCAACCCAGCAAACACUAAUGCGCUCAUCUUGAAAGAAUUUGCACCUUCAAUCCCAGAGAAAAACAUCACAUGCCUUACAAGACUGGAUCACAACAGGGCAUUAGGACAAAUCUCUGAGAAGCUAAAUGUUCACGUCGGUGAUGUGAAGAAUGUUAUCAUCUGGGGCAAUCACUCUUCAACACAGUAUCCUGAUGUCAACCAUGCAACUGUCACCACCAGCGGUGGAGAGAAACCUGUCAGAGAACUUGUGGCUAAUGAUCAAUGGUUGAAUACCGAGUUCAUCACCACCGUGCAGCAGCGCGGUGCAGCCAUUAUUAAGGCCAGGAAGCUAUCAAGUGCACUGUCUGCUGCAAGUUCUGCUUGUGAUCAUAUACGUGAUUGGGUUCUCGGGACUCCUAAGGGUUCAUGGGUUUCCAUGGGUGUGUAUUCUGAUGGCUCUUAUGGAAUCCAGCCAGGCCUCGUAUACUCUUUCCCAGUUACAUGUGAAAAAGGACAAUGGUCAAUUGUGCAGGGGCUCAAGAUUGAUGAGUUUUCGAGGGGGAAGCUGGAUGCAACUGCAGAAGAGCUCAUUGAGGAGAAAUCCUUGGCCCAUUCAUGUCUCAAUUGA